Molecule: messenger RNA, 1005 nt
Organism: Botrytis byssoidea
Lineage: Eukaryota; Fungi; Ascomycota; Leotiomycetes; Helotiales; Sclerotiniaceae
Exons: 2
Coding region: 1-1005 (334 amino acids)
Biological process (GO): pantothenate biosynthetic process
Cellular component (GO): mitochondrion
Molecular function (GO): 3-methyl-2-oxobutanoate hydroxymethyltransferase activity; magnesium ion binding
Source: RefSeq, a predicted model, not a curated record
AUGUCUUCAUCAUUUCCCAUCAUGAAGAUGAGCACGCGCACACUAUUGAAGCAAUAUCCACGAUCAGCAACUUUUGCUGUUAGACCAUUUCUUGCACAAUGCCAAAAUAGAAAAAGUUCGCAUAGUCCUAUGGGCUCACCGAGUGCGAGGAAGAAGGUCACCAUGACUACAUUGAGGUCCAUGUAUAAGAAGGGCGAACCUAUCGCUGUAAUGACGGCUCAUGAUUUCCCAAGUGGCCAUGUCGCGGAUGUCGCGGGUAUGGAUAUAGUAUUAGUGGGAGACAGUUUGGCCAUGGUAGCCUUGGGAAUGGAGGAUACUAGUGAGGUUAUUAUGGAAGAGAUGUUGAUGCAUUGUCGUUCUGUAUCGCGUGCUGCAAAAGCUGCUUUCACUGUUGGAGAUCUUCCUAUGGGUUCGUAUGAGAUAUCCCCCGAACAAGCUCUCGAAUCCGCUUUUCGAUUUGUGAAGGAAGGUCGAAUGCAAGGCAUUAAAUUAGAAGGAGGUGCAGAAAUGGCUCCCACUAUCAAGAAACUUACGACCGCGGGCAUUCCAGUACUAGGUCAUAUAGGUCUCACACCCCAACGCCAAAAUUCCCUUGGUGGCUUCCGCGUACAAGGUAAAACUUGUGCCGGUGCCCUGAAAGUUCUCGAAGAUGCACUCGCCGUCCAAGAAGCCGGUGCUUUCGCAACGGUCGUUGAAGCUGUUCCACAAGAAGUUGCAAAUCUCAUAACUGAGAAGCUGUCUAUCCCUACAAUCGGCAUUGGUGCAGGAAAUGGUUGCUCGGGACAAGUUUUGGUGCAAGUUGACAUGACUGGCAAUUUCCCACCCGGUCGAUUCCUCCCAAAAUUUGUAAAGAAAUAUGGUGAUGUCUGGAGCGAAAGCUUAAAAGCCAUUACGCAAUACCGCGAAGAAACAAAGUCUCGAGCCUACCCAGCCCUAGAGCAUACAUAUCCGAUUCCAGAGAAGGAGCUCGAGGAAUUUCGAAGUGCAAUUAGCAAAAUAGAUUGA